AUGAAUUCCAUGCAGCAAUCCUCUGCUUUGAAAAGUGAGCUUACGAUUAAGGCACUUUAUUUCCUUAUUAAAUCUCUUCUUUGGAUAAUUUCCGCUGUCUCAGAACCACACCCUCUCUUCUCGGCCGCUUCUGCCGGCGUUGUCGCCGUCCUCUACCUUCCUUGUCGCUACCUUUCAAUCUUUUUUUCCCCAGUUCUUCUCUCCACUCUGGGUCUCUUGUUCACCCUACUUCGAUUCGGCUCAGCACCGACGCCUCCGCCGCUGCCUUCAGCCCCUCCCGAAACCGACUCGAAACAAAUGAAAUUAUCACCGGAAGUUGAAAGGCCUCUUCUUUCUUUGACGCAAAACCACGUCUUUUGUAAGCCUUCGCUCGAAUGGGGAGGUUGGGGCUGCCCGCUUAAGACUAUCUACGAAGAAUACGAUUGGGAAGAAGAAGAGACCUACGAACGCUCGCUGGAAUAUUCCGAAUCGCGGUUGCCGGGAUUUGAUGUGCUCGGUUAUUCAUAUUCCGAUAUGGAAGCGGCGGAUUCGCCGGGCAGUAUCUGCUUCCUGUGGGAAGAGGAGGCAGAGGAGCUCAUUGAAAUAGGGGUAGAGGAAGAUAAUAUGUUUGAGAUCGAUCUUUCAGCUUCUGCUUGA
Phalaenopsis equestris is the source of this 636-nucleotide messenger RNA. RefSeq lists its product as uncharacterized. The record is from RefSeq and is a predicted model, not a curated record. Lineage: Eukaryota; Viridiplantae; Streptophyta; Magnoliopsida; Asparagales; Orchidaceae. The transcript has a single exon. Bases 1 to 636 code for a protein of 211 amino acids.